GCGCGCUCGCGGCGGAGGGUAAACAUUCGACAGUCCCCGCUCAGAGAGGGAGGGACGCAGAGCGAACUGUCAGAUCCAGCGCCGGCGGGCGGGCGGGCGAAAGGGGAGCGGGAGGAAGAGGGAAAGUGAGGGAGGAAGAGAGCGCGCAAACCAGGGCGCGAGCGAGCGCCCGCUGCAACUCCGCUCCGCACGGCCCGCGCCCGCGCCAGCGCCAGCCGUGCACCCUACAAGCCGCACAGCGUGCCCACUGGAGUUGGUUGUGUACCAAGGAUCCCCUAUAUGCACACACACCCCUCCAUCUCCACCAAUGCACUCUUCCUCCUCCUCCUCCUCCUCCUCCUCCAGACAACUGCUGGGAAAAAAAUAAAACACCAACCCCAACCUUCAGCAACAAGGAAAGAUGUCGCAUCAAACGGUGGCUGUGGCGAGGAGGAUGGAAAAGGACUCUUGUUUCAGAGGCAACCGAGAGCCCCGGCAGUAGCAACUGCAGAGGCAUGCAGCAUCGCAGGAAGUUUUCCUAGGACAGGACAAAACUUGAGCCGCGGACCCGAAGGGAGAGCAGGAGCCCGCUCCCCGCUCCGCACGCGCCGGCAGCCAGCACCACCCCGCCUUCAAGGACUCCAAAAGUUUUCCUGCUGCCGAGGACGAGCAGCGAAAUGUGUGCGUGAGGAGGGAGGAGAGCGGCCGGGGAAGGAGCAGGCGGGCUGGCUGCGGGUCAUCCGUAAUUUGGUGCAAGAAGAAAGGAGCGGCUUCUUCCUUUGUUGUCUCCUGUGAAGUCGCCACUUAGCAGGUGGAGCGAGCCCCGCGCCCCGGCCGAGUCCGCGCUCCCGGGACCGGAGGAGGAGUGGAGCCCGAGACCCGCCCGGGAGCCCGAGCGCAGGCCCGCGCCCCGCCCGGCGAGCCCCGCUGGAGCCAGCCGAACGCGCCGGGGCUGGGGGCCGGCCCAGACCCCCCGUGAAGGGGGCGGCCGAGGAGCGCGCCCCGAAAAGCUAGCCCCCUUCUGCACAGCGCUGCUGCCGCCGCCGCCGCUGCUGCUGCUGCUGCUGCCAGAGGCCGGCCCGCGACCCCCGCGCCCUGCCGAGCGGCCUUGCUGCUCCAGCCGGGGGCCUCGGCGGCGGCGGCGGGGGCGGAGGAGGCGGCGGCGGAGGAGCGGCCCAGGCGGCGGCCGACUGGGGGCCGACUGGGGCCCGGGGCGGGGGCGGGGGAGGAGUGAGGGAAGGAGGCGGGAAGCGGGGGGCGCGGCGGCGGCGGCGGCGGCCGCGGCUGCUGCUGCGGCGGCGGUGGUGGCGGCGGUGGGGUGGCGGGAGCGGAGCGGCAUGGCCACGGCGGCUUCUAACCCCUACCUGCCGGGGAACAGCCUGCUGGCGGCCGGCUCCAUUGUCCACUCGGACGCGGCGGGAGCCGGCGGCGGCGGGGGCGGCGGCGGGGGGGGCGGCGGCGGCGCGGGGGGCGGCGGGGGCGGCAUGCAGCCCGGCAGCGCCGCUGUGACCUCCGGCGCCUACCGAGGGGACCCGUCCUCCGUCAAGAUGGUCCAGAGCGACUUCAUGCAGGGGGCCAUGGCCGCCAGCAACGGCGGCCAUAUGCUCAGCCACGCGCACCAGUGGGUCACGGCCCUGCCCCACGCCGCCGCCGCCGCCGCCGCUGCCGCCGCCGCCGCCGUGGAGGCGAGCUCGCCGUGGUCCGGCAGCGCCGUGGGCAUGGCCGGCAGCCCCCAGCAGCCGCCGCAGCCGCCGCCGCCGCAGGGCCCCGACGUGAAGGGCGGCGCCGGACGCGAGGACCUGCACGCGGGCACCGCGCUGCACCACCGCGGGCCGCCGCACCUCGGGCCCCCGCCGCCGCCCCCGCACCAGGGCCACCCCGGGGGCUGGGGGGCCGCCGCCGCCGCCGCCGCCGCUGCCGCCGCCGCCGCCGCCGCCGCGCACCUCCCGUCCAUGGCCGGAGGCCAGCAGCCGCCGCCGCAGAGCCUGCUCUACUCGCAGCCCGGCGGCUUCACGGUGAACGGCAUGCUGAGCGCGCCCCCCGGGCCCGGAGGCGGCGGCGGCGGCGCGGGCGGCGGCGCGCAGAGCCUGGUCCACCCGGGGCUGGUGCGCGGGGACACCCCCGAGCUGGCGGACCACCACCACCAUCACCACCACCACGCGCACCCGCCGCACCCGCACCACGCCCAGGGCCCGCCGCACCACGGCGGCGGCGCGGGGCCGGGACUCAACAGCCACGACCCGCACUCGGACGAGGACACGCCGACGUCCGACGACCUGGAGCAGUUCGCCAAGCAGUUCAAGCAGCGGCGCAUCAAGCUGGGCUUCACGCAGGCGGACGUGGGGCUGGCCCUGGGCACCUUGUACGGCAACGUGUUCUCGCAGACCACCAUCUGCCGCUUCGAGGCCCUGCAGCUGAGCUUCAAGAACAUGUGCAAGCUCAAGCCGCUGCUGAACAAGUGGCUGGAGGAGGCGGACUCGAGCACCGGCAGCCCCACGAGCAUCGACAAGAUCGCGGCGCAGGGCCGCAAGCGCAAGAAGCGGACCUCCAUCGAGGUGAGCGUCAAGGGCGCGCUCGAGAGCCACUUCCUCAAGUGCCCCAAGCCCUCGGCCCAGGAGAUCACCAACCUGGCCGACAGCCUGCAGCUCGAGAAGGAGGUGGUGCGCGUUUGGUUCUGCAACCGGCGCCAGAAGGAGAAGCGCAUGACGCCGCCCGGGAUCCAGCAGCAGACGCCCGAUGAUGUCUACUCGCAAGUGGGCACCGUCAGCGCCGACACGCCGCCGCCGCACCACGGGCUGCAGACCAGCGUGCAGUGAAGGCCGGGCGCAGCGACCGGAGAGUCGCCGCCGCCAACGCCAACGCCGCGCCUCCCCCGCACCCGGCCGCCCGGUCCCCGCCGGCCCGCCGCCCUCCCCUCCGCCCAAAGACAGGCAUGCCCGCCCUUGGAGGAAAAAAGAGAGACUGGCCGGCGAGAUGGUUUCUGAGUCCUAGAGAAGAGGGACCAAACAAACAAAAUAUAAUAAACACCCAAAUGGUAUACACAAGCAAAACCGGAAGAGGAAAAGGGGGCGAUCCUGGGAUCGCAUUUAUACUGUGGUGAUGUUUCGUUUUUUGUUCUUGUUUUUGUUUUUUAAAAAGGGUGAAGAGGCCUAGCGCACCAAAACUGCACUCGCCAGGUUUUGCCCGCCCCGAGGAGCCCCCAGGGCGACGGGUGACAGCACCUAGCACCUGCCUCGCCCUCUCCCCUUAAAAAAAUAGCCCCUCCCCCCCCCCUAAAGGGCUGCCUAAAGUGACCGACCGACCGGGACUUGGUUCCUGGGAGCCUCUGAAAGCAGCAGAGGCACCGGCUGAAUCGGGGACGACUCUGCUGGGAACCAGCUCUUCUUGGCCAUAUGAAGUCAUUUGGGGACAAACUGACUAUGAAACGGGAAGGAGAAAAAAAAAGAACAGUCUCCAGCAAAAAUAAUAUCCACAGCUUCUGAAAUUAACAAGCUGAAGAGCAAAGCCAAAAGAACACGUUUCCUUCAAAUAACCUUGGAAAUAAAAAUAUCACGAAGGAGCAGAGGGAUGGGCCAGGGCGAAGGGGACGUCCGCUCAUCCGUCGCCGAGUGGGAGAGGCCCCCAGGGCCCGGCCCGGGGCCGCAGUCUGGGCAUGGAGGGAGGCCCGCCGCAGCCCGGCUGCCAGGGCUGCCUCUGGGACGGAGGAUGCCUAAGGAUUCCACCGCUAAUAAUUUUUUUAUUAAUAUUUUUAUUUUUUAUUUCUGGACUGACUCAUAAAGGGAUUUAGAAAGACGGCGCACCAGCCGCUGCACUUCUUGGACUUCGCUCCUCCACCCGUUGCCAACUUUGAUCGAAUGGGUGCUGCGGCUGUGAUUAUAAUACUGCCAUUUCCAAGCAGUGUUUUUGGUAGGUUUUAAUAAACAGACUUUUCAAAAGACGGCAAUAUAGAUUGUUAGAUCCGUUGCUGAUCUAAAAAUAUUUGCUUUAUAUUUUCAUUAAAUGACUUCUUUUAAUAUUUUAUUCAGAAUACUUAUGAACUGCUGCAAAAUGGUAAUUUAUUUUUCCCCAGAUCUUGUAUUACGUGUUUUUUUCAGACGAGCACAAAUCAAAAUGAAAUGAAAAUAUGGACAGUUGUUAGGUAAUAAGGGUAUCUUUUGAUGUGAUCAUUUGAUUGUAAUUUAAUUUGAGUAGUGAUUCCGUAAGAGCUGAUCGAGAAAAUAAAUUUGUUAGAAUGAAA
Molecule: messenger RNA, 4216 nt
Organism: Myotis daubentonii (Daubenton's bat)
Lineage: Eukaryota; Metazoa; Chordata; Mammalia; Chiroptera; Vespertilionidae
Gene: POU3F3
Product: POU class 3 homeobox 3
Biological process (GO): regulation of transcription by RNA polymerase II; brain development
Cellular component (GO): nucleus
Molecular function (GO): RNA polymerase II cis-regulatory region sequence-specific DNA binding; DNA-binding transcription factor activity, RNA polymerase II-specific
Source: RefSeq, a predicted model, not a curated record